UGAAACGAUUUUCUUUGAUUUCAAUGACAUUGUAUAAUCUUUCAAAGCCGCGACAUUGUAAUUAUAUAUACGAGCGAAAUGCCAUGCUUGAACGCGAGUAUAUAUAAUUUUAAUUUCUAUGGAGUAUUGUUGGUUCAAAGUUUCGAAAACAACAAGCAACUGCAUAAAACGGCUCGAAAUGUCUAGUGAUAUAUCAGUUCUCGAUUGGCAUGCAGGCAAGAGCGAGUUAUACCAAGAAUAGCUACGAAAGAUAUAAGCAUGGGAUACUUCACGUUUACAUUUCUUAUCUGCUUGGUUGUUAUUCUACCAAGCUUUCCUUGUAAAGGAGCAAGACCUUUCUGGAGGAGACCAACGAACAAACCGAAACCAACGUUAUUGCCACCAAUUGACAAGGAUCCUGAGUUUUACAAAAGUAAGUUUAAACGUACAAAUAUAAUAGUGUACCAUUUUGUGAAGUAAAGUUAGGGGUGCUAAUCAUACAUACGUAAAUACAUACAUUAUUCAGCUCACUUCUCAACGGAGCAGACUAUGCACCUACGUUUUCGCUUACGUAUAUUACUCACUUAUAUCCUUUUUACAACAAUUGUGAUAUUAUUUUCUUAACUAUGUUUAUUCCUAUAACCCACCUUGCCAAGUAAUUAUCCUUGUGGAAGGAAACUGGAGCGCCGCGGAAACUUUCUGCAUACAGAGCGUUGACAGGCUGUUUUAGCAUGAGUCGGUAUUCACAUGAGUCGGUACCGUGAGAGAUAUACUAUAUACUGAGCCAAGGAAUCGAGCUCGGAAUCGAGCUCGGAAUUCGAGCUCGGAAUUCGAGCUCGGAAUCUAAGUUUUAUUAUAGUCUAGCUGGACCUGUAUGUGAGUUUGUAUUAGCACUGUUUCACUUAGCACAGGUAAUCUCAACUGCUUUAGGGUAAAAUGACCAUGGCAGUCAACAUGCCAAUAUAUGCCAAAACCUGAAUCCGGGACAAAAUUCCUGAAAAUGAUCCCGCCCUGAAACGGCAGUGUCGACAUAGCUGUAUAACUUCCGAAAAGGAAAAGCGAUAGCCUUUCUGAAGUGUUAUAGUGUUCAGAAGGGUUGCUUUUAGGGAUUGUCAGUAGCCUGAAAUGUCAGGCGUUCUCCCCGCUUGAACCUGACAUUUCAGGCUAGGGUGGUCAGUGGAAGGAAAAAUUUGUCUAAGUAUAAUAUUUUACAAGAAAAUGACCAUGCACCACCCCCAGGUAAAUUGCUAAUUAUGCAUAAAUAACUAAUGUGCCUGGCAGAAGUGAAAUAUCCCUAUUUCCUAAAAACAAAUACCAUGAGGAUUGUCAUAAGGAUUGUCAGUUUUCUUUAAAUAUAUAAAUACCAUAUUUUGCCAUCUUGGUUGCUUUUUAUCACCAACUGAAAUCUGGCAAAUAUCAUCCAGUUGUUGCACUUUUACAAAACAUGGUUGAAGAAGAUUUCAAAGAAGGUUUCAUCAGGUUUUGAAACAGUGCAGUGUAAUUAUCUUCGUUACUGUGUCCUUCGAUAUUUCGUGAAAUACUGAAAUAUGGCGCCAUUAAUCAUUAUAAAUUGCAAUGGCUCGCCGCUUCUCUGCCCGGAUAAAUGCCACUUAUUCGUCUUGCUGUGUAUUUAGACAUUACAGUAUCCAAUAGUACUUCAUUGUAGAAUAGUCCCAAUCGAAUCUCAUAAAACUUGUUGAAUAUAUAUUUAACAAUCCAAAUUCGAAAAGAAGUAUUAAUUUAAAAGUCACGCGCACAGGGAGCAGAGGAGUCACUAAACUCUAGUAAAACAAUACAAACGCCAUCUUACCUUGUUAAUUGUAACAUAUUUCAUUGUAAAAUUCCCAUUAAAAUGCAUAUUUUACAAUUUAUAGUCUGGUGAAAUGUCGUGAAACCAUGCAGCCGUUCCGCACGUUGUAACCAAUAAUUUAUUGGCGUUGUAAUGCCAUUGUAUGCAAUAAAGUAUUGGUUACAAUGGAUUUAUAAUUAAUCCAAACACGCUAAUCCUAAUUCAAACCCUAAUCCUAACCCUAACCCCUAACCCUAACCCCACCUUCUAACCCCUAACCCCUAACCCCACCUGCCAGCCCCGCAUUCUAACCGCAAACCCUAACCCCGGCCAGCUACCCCUCCGGGGAAGUUGGAGCUCAAUUCCGAGCUCGAUUCCGAGCUCGAAUCCGAGCUCAAUUCCGAGCUCGAUUCCGAGCUCGAAUCCUUGGCUCGGUAAAUAGGUAUCCUCGUACCGUGACUCGAACUAACAAUCUCAGAGAUGAAAGGUGUUUGCUCCGACGAUAUAUAUAUAACAAACCUUGACUGAAUUGCAGCUUUGCAUUUGGUACACCCUGCAUGUAUUGAAUGAAUGUUGAAUGCAGUUGAAUAAUUUUUAGCCAUUGAUCUUCAUUUUAAAUUCGCCAAAUAUUACUUUACAUAAAAAGUUGGAAAGUUAUAUGAAAAAUAUAGUGUCAUAACAAACUGUGUUAACAUUAUCGGAUGUAUGUACUACAAGUGUUACUGCUCUGAUUAUAGCGUUCAAAUGUUUUGAACAAGCUUGUAUAUAAAUCUAUUUAGAAUUAAGAGAAGAAAUCCCUCCAAAAAAUGUAACGGCCAAAAAGGUGAUAACAAAUAUCCUGCGCAUACGUCCAGGGGGCAAAAGACAGGUGACGUUAGAAGAUGUGGUAAUCGUGAUGGAUGGAUCUGGUUCUAUUGGCGCAUGCGAGUUUAAUAAUGGAAAGAAAGCAAUGAAAAAUCUAAUGGGAUUUGAACAACCCGAUGUCAACGCUAAGUAUGCAAUGGUAACGUUUUCCCGGACGGUGAGAAGAGAUUUCAAUUUCUUGUCCCAGUCAGAUGCAGUAGCCAGAAUAAGUACGGUAACUUUUCCCAGUGGCAGUACAAAUACUCAAGCUGGCCUUGCUGAGGCAUUAGAUCUGUUCAACAAAGGUAAGAACUGCAAUGCAGCUUAUAUGCAAUGAAAUUCCAAAGGAUAUCUUUAUAAAUUAAUAUACAAUUACUUUAUGGUUUCCGUGUUUGGAUGGCCUGAUCCAAACACGCGGGAAUGUUCCGAGAUGUUAGUGCGAAUGUUGUUAUUGUUUGGUGGUGUUGUUGUUGUUGUUGUUGCUGUUGUUGCUACUGUUGUUAAGUUGUUGUUGUUUUCGUCAGUAGCUGCUCUUGUAGGCGUUGCAAUUGUUAUUGUUCUUGUUUGUUGUUGUGGUUUUUAUUGUCCUGCUGUCGGCGUCGUUUUUGUGGUUGUUGUUGUUGUUUCAAUGUCGUUACUUUUGCUGCUGUGUAUUGUUGUUAUUGUUGCUACUAUCUUGCCGUUGUUGUUAUUGUCGGUGUUGUUAUUGUUGGUGUUGUUAUUGUCGCAUAGUGUAGUUGUCAUUUGUUGUUGUCAUUUGUUGUUGUUGUUGUUGUUGUUGUUGUUGUUGUUGUUGUUGUUGUUGUUGUUGUUGUUGUUGUUGCUGUCAUUUGUUGUUGUUGUCAUUUGUUGUUGUCAUUUGUUGUUGUUGUUGUUGUUGUUGCUGUCAUUUGUUGUUGUUGUUGUCAUUUGUUGUUGUUGUUGUUGUUGUUGUUGUCAUUUGUUGUUGUUGUUGUUGUUGCUGUCAUUUGUUGUUGUUGUUGUUGUCAUUUGUUGUUGUCAUUUGUUGUUGUUGUUGUUGUUGUUGUCAUUUGUUGUUGUUGUCAUUUGUUGUUGUUGUCAUUUGUUGUUGUUGUCAUUUGUUGUUGUUGUUGUUGUUGUUGUCAUUUGUUGUUGUUGUCAUUUGUUGUUGUCAUUUGUCGUUUGUCGUUUGUUGUUGUCAUUGUUGUUGUCAUUGUUGUUGUCGUUGUUGUCAUUUGUUGUCGUCGUCAUCGUCGUUGUUGUCAUUUGUUGUUGUUGUUGUUGUUGUCAUUUGUUGUUGUUGUUGUCAUUUGUUGUUGUUGUUGUUGUUGUUGUUGUUGCUGUUGUUGUUGUUGUUGUUGUUGUUGUUGCUGUUGUUGUUGUUGUUGCUGUUGCUGUUGUUGCUGUUGCUGUUGCUGUUGUUGCUGUUGCUGUUGUUGUUGUUGUUGUCAUUUGUUGUUGUUGUCAUUUGUUGUUGUUGUUGUUGUUGUUGUUGUUGUUGUUGUUGUUGUUGUUGUCAGUUGUUGUUGUAGUUGUUGUCAGUUGUUGUUGUAGUUGUUGUCAGUUGUUGUAGUUGUAGUUGUUGUUGUUGUUGUUGUUGUCAGUUGUUGUCAGUUAUUUUUGUUGUCAGUUGUUGUUGUUGUUGUCAGUUGUUGUCGUUGUCGUUGUCGUCGUUGUUGUUGUCGUUGUUGUCAUCGUCGUCGUCGUUUUGGUUGUUCUUGUCGUCGUCGUCGUUGUUGUUGUCUUUGUCGUUUUGGUUGUUCUUGUCGUUGUCGUUUUGGUUGUUCUUGUUGUUGCUUAGCCUCCUCCGCAGGCCUCUCUAUGGGCUCUAGCCUGCGAAUGGGUUUGAAAAAAAAGAUUUUCCCACCACCCGAUUCGUCGGGUGAGAUGCCUGCGGAGGAGGCUAGUUGUUGCUGCGGUCGAUGUUAUUAUUGCUGAUGCAAACUUUGUUGUUAUAUUAUUAAUGUUAUACAUAUCAAAUUCUAUUUUGCAGAAGGCCGCGGUUUCCUCUCGCGCAAGCUUGUACUGCUGUUAACAGAUGGCCAAUCCAACGUUCAAAAACACAAAACAUUGCCAAAUGCUCAAAAGUUAAAGGAUGCGGGAGUGGAAGUUUUCGUUAUUGCUGUUGGUGGACAGCAUAUUCGGGGAAUCGACGAGAUGGCAAAUAUGGCCACGUUUCCACCAAAGGACUUCCUGCUUCGCGUGGAAAAAGUCGGGGACUUUUUAGAAGUCGUUAAUUUGGCAAUCAAAACAGUAGCUCCGGGCAAAUACAAAAUCCUCGGCGAUAAAUAUAAAUCUCCUUGCAGAUAAGGUAUACAUUUUGUAAAAUGCCAAACGCUUUCUUAUUAUAACGCUUCCUCAACUAUAGCCGAUCAAAAACUCAUUAAUAAAUCAUGAGGAAAACACAAAGAAAAAUCAUAAGCGUGUCGUAUCUUUAAUGUGAUAGAGAUUUGACUUGAUUUACAUAAAAUUUAACUUCGAUUUUCUCGACUUACACAACGUAUUUUUUGAAAGUUACUUCGCCAAUGAACUUAUUAGAUCGAUCGUUUUGAAGCAAUUUAAAACAUUCGCAGUGCGUGUUUUAUCAUACCUGGCUAAAGAUACUCUGCUUCGCCUCGUAUCUUUAUAUCUGAUAAAACAUACAGGCUAAUAAAACACUCCUGCUCGUUUUAUUAAACAGCACAUAAAGAUCGAAUGCGAAUGUUUUAACGUUCUUAAAAAACGAUCCAUCUUAUGAGUUCAUUGGCAAAAUAAUUUUAAAAAUAAACAUUGUCUAACCCGGGAAAAUCAAAGCUGAAGUUUAUGUAAAUCAGGACAAAUCUUUAUCCGAUUUACAAACAUUGAUUAAACAUUCAUUUCUUUUGUAUUUUCCUCGUGAAUUAUUAAUUAAUGAGAUUUUUAAUCAAUUUUAUAGAUUUAUAGAAUUUACUAUAUAUACUUAUUAUUUCAUUUAAAAAAUGCAAUGUAGCAUUUUAACCAUUAGGGAUACUUCUCGUACCACUAAUGAUGGCAAGAUAUUAUAUUUGUUUUGUUUGUAUUAAAUGUUUCUCAUUUUGUUAUUGAACGAUUUACUUGUGUAUCUAAUUAUUGGUUAUGACCAAACAUGUUUUCUUGAGUUUAAGAAUCAACCCAUUGAACUAUAAGUAUACUGGAAGGCUAACUCCUAUGAUAAAGGCCUAUGAUUCGUUGAAGCCGACGCGCGGGAAAAUCAGCUUUCAAAAGGACUGAGGAGAGUUUCGAGGAGUGAAAAAAAUUCGGUCAAAAGUUUGUUUUUGAGCAAAAAUUCGGAAGAACAACACAUUUCCAUGGGAAUACUACAAUGAUUGCAUGGGAUUAAAAUCUGGUUUUCCGAUUAGUUCCACUGUUUUACAUCUCUCUGCAGCAAAGAGUGGGGGAGUUUUGCAUUUGUACGUAUUUUGAAAAAUUGAUGAAGUUUGGACGUGCCGAUGGAAACCUCACUCUUCAACUCGAAAAAGCUAUACUAUAAAACAUUUUCGGACAGUCCCAAAACUUAGUUUGUAC
Paramuricea clavata is the source of this 6094-nucleotide messenger RNA. The record is from the annotation of a GenBank genome assembly. NCBI's taxonomy places the organism in Eukaryota, Metazoa, Cnidaria, Anthozoa, Malacalcyonacea, Plexauridae.